This is a messenger RNA of Myiozetetes cayanensis, 2814 nucleotides long. It is a transcript of the gene IKBKB, whose product is annotated as inhibitor of nuclear factor kappa B kinase subunit beta. Gene Ontology annotation, molecular function: ATP binding; IkappaB kinase activity. Gene Ontology annotation, cellular component: IkappaB kinase complex; cytoplasm. Bases 34 to 2307 code for a protein of 757 amino acids. The record is from RefSeq and is a predicted model, not a curated record. The transcript has 21 exons. NCBI's taxonomy places the organism in Eukaryota, Metazoa, Chordata, Aves, Passeriformes, Tyrannidae. Gene Ontology annotation, biological process: peptidyl-serine phosphorylation; tumor necrosis factor-mediated signaling pathway; positive regulation of transcription by RNA polymerase II.
GGAAGCGCGGCGCGCGCAGGAGCCGGGCCCGCCAUGAGCCGCCCGCCCGCGCUGCAGGCUCCGACCUGCGGGCCCUGGGAGAUGCGGGAGCGCCUCGGCACCGGCGGCUUCGGCAACGUCGUCCGCUGGCACAACAAGGAGACCGGCGAGCAGGUGGCCAUCAAGCAGUGCCGGCAGGAGCUGAGCCCGCGCAACCGCGACCGCUGGGCGCUGGAGAUACAGAUCAUGAAGAGACUCAACCAUCCCAAUGUGGUGGCUGCCCGUGAUGUCCCUGAAGGGAUGCAGAAGCUUGCACCGAAUGACUUGCCCUUGCUGGCCAUGGAGUACUGCCAAGGCGGAGACCUCCGCAAGUACCUGAAUCAGCUGGAGAAUUGCUGUGGCUUGCGGGAGGAAGCCAUUCUCAUCUUGUUGUCUGAUAUUGCUUCUGCUCUCAGGUACCUUCAUGAGAACAGGAUCAUCCACAGAGACUUGAAACCAGAGAACAUUGUGCUGCAGCAAGGAGAGCAGAGGUUAAUACACAAAAUCAUUGACCUGGGUUAUGCUAAGGAACUGGAUCAGGGUAGCCUGUGCACAUCCUUUGUUGGGACUCUGCAGUACUUGGCUCCAGAGCUGCUGGAACAGCAGAAGUACACAGUGACAGUGGAUUACUGGAGCUUUGGCACGCUGGCCUUUGAGUGCAUUACAGGCUUCCGACCGUUCCUACCCAACUGGCAACCAGUGCAGUGGCAUACAAAAGUGCGUCAGAAGAGUGAGCUGGAUAUUGUUGUUUCAGAAGACUUAUCUGGAGAAGUCAAGUUUUCCAGCAGUUUGCCCUGCCCAAACAAUCUAAACAGUGUUUUGUCUGCGAGGUUGGAGAAAUGGCUGCAACUCAUGUUAAUGUGGCACCCACGUCAGAGGGGUACAGAUCCUACAUAUGGACCCAACGGGUGUUUCAAAGCUCUGGAUGACAUUUUGAACUUGAAGUUGCUUCAUGUUUUGAACAUGGUUACGGGAACUGUGCACACCUACCCUGUGACAGAGGAGGAGACUCUGGAGAGUGUGAAGGCCAGGAUCCAGGCAGACACAGGAAUCCCAGAACAGGACCAGGAGCUACUGCAGGAAGCAGGACUUGCGUUGUUUUCUCAGAAGCUGGUCACUAAACAUAUAGCUGAUAGCAAGGUGAACGAUACUGCAGCUGCAGACACAGACCUCCUGUUCCUCUUUGACAACAAGAAAGUUCUGUACGAGGCUCAGGUGGCCUUGCGUCCUCAUCCCGAAAGUGUUGACUGCAUCCUUCAGGAUCCAAAGAAGAAUCUCCACUUCUUCCAGCUGCGCAGAGUGUGGGGUCAGAUCUGGCACACGAUCCGGGUGCUGAAGGAGGACUGUAACCGGCUGCAGCAGGGGCAGCGAGCAGCCAUGAUGAAUCUGCUGCGUUACAACAGCACCCUCUCCAAGAUGAAGAAUUCCAUGGCCUCCCUCUCUCAGCAGCUGAAAGCAAAGCUGGACUUCUUUAAAACAAGCAUCCAGAUCGAUCUGGAAAAGUAUAAAGAGCAGAUUGAAUUUGGAAUUACUUCUGAGAAGCUGCUGUUUGCCUGGAAAGAGAUGGAACAAGCUGUGGAACUUUGUGGGCGGGAGGAUGAUGUGGAUCAGCUGGUGAAGAGGAUGAUGGCCCUGCAGACAGACAUUGUAGACCUGCAGAGAAGCCCCCUAGGUCGUAAACAAGGAGGAACACUGGAGGAUUUAGAAGAACAAGCCAGAGAGCUGUACCGGAGACUGAGAGAGAAGCCAAGAGAUCAGAGGACAAGCGGUGACAGCCAGGAAAUAGUCCGACUGCUCCUGCAGGCAAUCCAGACCUUUGAAAAGAAAGUUCGAGUCAUUUAUGCUCAGCUCAGUAAAACUGUAGUUUGCAAGCAGAAGGCAUUGGAGUUGUUCCCCAGAGUGGAGAAGGUGAUGGAUCUGAUGCGUGAAGAUGAGGAAACCGUUGUUAGGCUUCAGGAGAAACGGCAAAAAGAACUGUGGAACUUGCUGAAAAUUGCUUGUAGUAAAGUCCGUGGUCCUGUCACUGGCAGUCCAGAGAGCAUGAACACAUCUCGUCUUGGUGGGCCUGGUCAUCUGCUGCUGCAGGUCCCUUCUGAAACCUACAAUUUAUCAGAAUCUGUAAGAAAAAGUGAGGAGCUGCUGCUGGAAUCACAGAAACUUUGUAGCCAGCUAGAAAAUGUGAUGUAUGACACAAUGAAGGAUCAGGAGCAGAGCUUCAUGGCUCUAGACUGGAGCUGGCUGCAGCUUCAGGCAGAAGAAACAAACAGUCCAGAACAAACCCAGAUGUAAAAUCACGUUGGUCACCCCUGAAGACGCUACUUUGGGAAGCCAAGUGUGAAAAGCUGCUGCCCUGAGAAGGGAAGAUCAACUGCCUCCUUCUACUGUCACCUGCUGCUUCUGUGAUACACACACAUGGCCUAGCUUUAGUAUCCACCUCCCAGACACUCUGCUCUCAAAGAUACAGUAGGGAAUGCCUGUUCUAACUGUCUGGAAAAUGUUCUUAAUUGUGCCUUAAGACAGCAGAUAUCCUCUGUCCUGAUAUAUCUUCCCUUAGGCAUCACCUGUGGCUGUUCUACUGCAUUUUAGGCUAUCUACUGGAACAAUGGACAAUGCAUGCCCAGGCACUGGUAGAUGUCACCUUUGUAAUAUACUUGAACUGUGAACUUCAUUUCUUAACUCUGCUGAUUUGCACUUUUUUUCUUUUAAGUGUAAUGGUUGUACUUACCUAAUACUUGUUUCCUGUAUGGGAACGAAAUGAUCUAAAACAUGUAAACUUUUGGUUUGCUCUUUUUGAUA